AGUGCUAUCAAUAGUUCGCUGAAGUGCCUACUUACUUUACCCUCCAACCUUUUGCACAGUGGCGUAGGGAAAAGUAGGGACAGCCAUAAUGUCGGCGUUUAGACAAAAGGAACGUACAACGUACCUUGGAGAGCCUCGUCUUUGUUGCAGGCCGAAAAGAAGUCAAAGAAGAUCGAACGAUAACCGGAAGCCUUCCUGGUGUCACCUCGAGAAAAUAAAGUCACUAAAUGUCCAAUGGCUAAGGGAGGACGCGUGUCAUAGAAGCUGAACUCGAGCUGAACUUCAGAUUGAGGUGCGCGGAUUCGAUAAACACGCGAUGGAGAGAAGAAAGUGAUGCUAAAAGUCGAAACGGAAAUCACCGUCGCGCCGUAUCAGCCCGAGUUCACGAGAUGGCGACUUUCCUGGGGGCACGCAUCAGCAUAGAAGGCGCGUAGAAUCAGGAUCGAAAGGGGAAACAUCGAGCACAACAUCCAAGAUGGGCAAGUGUUGUAGCAAGCGGCAAGAGCCUCAACCCCUUGGUUACAAGAAAGCAGAUACAGGACUAAGCUCAAAACACAGUAAUGGAGGUUCUUUGGAUCGGUACACUGCUGACCCGAAUCAGAGGGGUGUACAAACGAGGGCAGACAUCAUACGACCGAGGCCGACACCUUGUAAGCUCCAAAUUCCUCACCAGCCCCGUAAAACAAGCUCGCCUGUCGUUAAGCCUGCAUCGCAUUCACAAAGGUCGAACAAGAUCGUGGUGGCCCUGUACAAUUACACCGCGCGCGAGAGCACCGAUGUCAGUUUCGUAAAGGGAGACCGGAUGGAAGUAUUGGACGAUUCCGAGCCCGACUGGUGGAAAGUUUUACACUUGACAACUUUGCAAGAAGGUCUCAUCCCGUGGAACUUCGUGGCCGUGGAGCGUUCGGUCGAGAGCGAAGAUUGGUUUUUCGAGAAUGUCUCCCGUAAAGAAGCUGGAAAGCUUCUUCUGGUGGAUGAAAACCCUCGGGGAACGUUCUUGGUGAGACCCAGCGAGCACAAUCCACGAGGAUACAGUUUAUCCGUGAAGGAUUGGGAGGAGGGAAGAGGUCAUCAUGUAAAACACUAUAAAAUUAAGCCGCUCGACAAUGGAGGAUUCUUUAUCGCUACCAACCAGACAUUCCCGACUCUACCCGCCCUUGUUAUGGCGUACAGCAAGAAUGCAUUGGGUCUCUGUCAUGUGCUUUCGAAGCCCUGUCCAAAACCGCAGCCGGACAUGUGGGAUCUCGGGCCCGAGUUACGAGACAAAUGGGAGAUCAAUAGGAACGAGAUACAGCUGAUACGGAAAUUAGGCCACGGCAAUUUCGGCGAGGUAUACUACGGUAAAUGGAGGAAUAAAAUCGAAGUGGCUGUGAAGACGUUGCGACCAGGGACCAUGUCGACGGAGGCGUUCCUCCAAGAGGCAGCUAUCAUGAAACAGUUCCGACACAGACACCUAGUCGCGUUGUACGCGAUCUGUUCGAAGGAAGAACCGAUUUAUAUCGUGCAAGAAUACAUGUGCAAUGGCAGCUUGUUGGACUUUCUCAGGACAGGUGACGGCAAAUACAUGCAGUUCGAGGAUCUAAUUUACAUUGCUGCACAAGUGGCAUCCGGUAUGGAACAUCUCGAGAGCAAGCAAUUGAUACACAGAGACCUUGCUGCGAGGAACGUCCUGAUAGGCGAGAAGAAUAAAGCAAAGAUUUGUGACUUUGGUCUCGCCAGGGCGAUCGAGGAUGACGAGUACUGUCCUAAACAGGGAAGUAGAUUCCCUGUUAGGUGGACUGCUCCCGAGGCCAUUGUCUAUGGCAGAUUUAGCAUCAAAAGCGAUGUUUGGUCUUAUGGCGUGCUGCUGAUGGAGCUCUUCACUUAUGGCCAAGUUCCUUAUCCUGGUAUGCAGGGUCGCGAAGUAAUCGAUCAGAUCAAUAAAGGCUAUCGGAUGCCUAAACCAUUGAAUCACCCGCUGCCGGACAGCAUUUACCGAUUAAUGUUACAAUGCUGGGAUGCUAGCCCCGAGAAGCGACCCACGUUCGAGUUCCUUAAUCACUAUUUCGAGUCAUUCAACGUCACUAGCGAAAUACCCUAUCUAGAACCACCAACUGACUGAUACACAGCUCACAUGCAGAGUCACCUGGUACCGCACGGUCAUUUCCAUCCAGCGCACAUUAACUGUGCCAUGGAGUUUUAUGGUAUUUAUUGCUAGAUUUCUAGCAAUACAUCUGAAGACUCUGUUUACCGUGUCCUUUUUUAUAUUAAAAAAUCUGCAGAGAUAUUAUCUGUGCGAACAAGAAUAAUGAAUUCUAAAAAAGAAGGAAACUUGAAAAAAAAAAGGAGAAUUACCGAAAGUACAGAAUGGUACAGGAAAUAUUUACAAGCUGUCUGUUGAUGGCGAAGAAUUUUGUAAACGUUACCAGAUUUUUCGAAGCAAUCGUUGUUAAACGCUGCCAAAAAAAAAAGGAAAGAAGAAAAAAAAAGAGAAGAAGAAGAAAAGAAAAUGAAAAUUCUGCGAUAAUCGUGGAUAAUUUACGAAGUGUUCUUUCGUUAUCUUUACGAAAAUUGAGAGUCAUCGAGGAAGCAUUUCAAGAACAAUGAUCUUGUGUGCCAUGGAACUGAGAAACGAAAAAAUGAAACUGAGUCUUGCUCGUACUGUGUAUCGAUGAGACUUUAAACUUUUGUGACCAAUCGUGGAUAACUGCCGACUAGUAACGAGCCAAAACGUUGCGACUGAAGAUAACAGUAUAGAAUCUCUCUAUCCGCUACGUAUUCGAUAUAUAUUAUAGAAUCUAAAACGAAAUCGUUCAACGUUUGAGCUAUUUAUUAAGCAUUUUCACAAUUUGGAGAGUAUAUUAAAAAUAUUUGACAAAGGUAUCUUAUUAUUAAAAAAAAAAAAGAUAAUGUUUAGACGGUAGAACGGAAACAGUUGAGAACUAAAAAGUAGAAUUUUAAAUGGUAGACAAUGUAAUCGAUUAUAUUAAUCCGUCAAUGUAUGAUUACGACGCAGAUAAACAGAAGUGUUGCGACAUCUAUGUAAUCUGCGCGAUUGCUUCUUCAUUGAUCUCGAAUCAAUCGCGACUGACUUUUCCUAAAAUUCAAAUCUUGUUUUUUUUUUUUCUUUUGGAUUCACUCCUUGCAAAUCCAAGUGCACAGAUUGUGCAUCAAUUAUUGAAUGCACAAGCCUGUAUUAAAAUACAAUCAUUCUAUUAAUAUAAUAAAUUAGGAUAUGCAAAGUUUUUCGUUUGAUUUCGAACGAUACGUCGAGUAGGACAAUAUUUUAUACGAGAGAUUAAGUACGUUUUAUACGUAAACGAGAAAAACUUUUUCGAUGUGUGUAUUUUUGUUCUGUGAACAGUGUAUUCCAAAUAUACGAUUCGAAAGCACACGUUCGUUUCUCCGACGAAUAUACAUAUACAUAUACAUAUAUAAAUAUAUAUAUAUAUAUAUUAUUAUUUUUUACUGUGAUCGCAAUUUGCAAAGGAAAGCCAAGAGCUAUCUGUUCUCUACGGCGAGUCGAUAAUGUACCUAUAUCUGAAUAUGUCUCGUCAUUGUAUUAAUUUAGACCUCUUUUUUCAAAUUCGUUAGGACGCGAAUAAGAAGAAGUUACUAAUAACAGAAACAAACAUAUGUAAGUACGUUAUAUAAAUGCACGUCGCCACGAGAAGUGACAAACUUUUUUUGAAACUACGUGAACCUAUCGAGAGAAAAAAAAAUAAAAUAAAAUAAAAUAAAAUAAAAAAUACUAGAGAUACUACUUGAAGGUAAAAAUUAAGUCAUCGAUGUUGCUCGUACAAAGUGUUUGAAAAAAAAAAAAAAAAUUGUAAAUUUUCUACUAAACAUACAAACGACAAGUUAGGGUAGAGUUUAGGCGAUAGGCCCAUGAAGGUAGUUGUAAAUCUCCUCGGGAUGUGAAACACCGACGGAUCCUCGUCUCUUUUCGUAAUUUCGUUGUACAAGAAUAUUUCUCGGAUAAGGAAGGGUUUCGAUCCCGAGGACGUAUAUCGUUGUCUCGUCAUGGUCGUCCUCCGCGGAACGUAUCGUUAGACGUAUAAAUCCCUAGACGUACAUUGAACUAUGUCACGAUAAGCAAGAUGAGCCAUUAUGACACUUUAGAUAUAUAAAACAUUUAAACGAAUAAGAACAAGAAAAAAAAUAUUAAACGAAUGAAUGGGAUAAAAGCUGAGAGAAAGAGAGAGAGAGAGAGAGAGAGAGAGAGAAAGAGAGAAGAUGAUAGAAUAUAAGUACGAAAGUGCAAGCGAUGAUAAGACGACUAUGUACGUGAGUGUAGUGAAUUGUUACAACUAUGAAUGUGUGGUAUUUUUUUCACGCGCAUUUUGCCGUGAACAUAUUAAGAGAUGAGCAAUAAGAUGUCAUGCUUCUUGUACGGCCCGUAACUAUUGCUCAAUAGAAAGAAAAUCGUGUCGUUUCAACAAAACGAACGUAUGAACGUCUAACAAACCAGUGUUUGUUGUCUAAUGACAAACUAUAAUACGAAUGAUUCCAAAUAGAUAUCGAUACAAUUGAUAUAUCGAUUCGAAUAUGGAAUACUUUUGUGGCUUAAGUUUACCGGGACUCGUCGCGAACUCGACAUUAUAUUGCCACAAUUACAUAGUAUACCAAUAAAUAUAAUGUUUUUUACUAUAAUUAGCGAGGCAAACACUACAUAAUUUUGUUGUGUGAGUUGACUAAUUUAUUCUAUGAUAGUAUGAUGCGGUGAAUGCACGUGAAAAAGCAUCAUGUUUACGUAGUGUUAGAAAUGUAGUUGUAUUACGUCCAACAAACUUUUUCUAUGAGCGUUUUAUACCGAUCAAAAUGUUGUGUUUCUCACGGAGAAUGGUCACUCAAGAUUUUUCGCUAACGAUCAUGUUGUCGCCAUAGUUCGUAGAAUUCAUAUUGAAAUACAAUCAUGCACGAAUUCGAUUCGUCGAGAAUCGAUGGCAAAUAAUGUCCAUCAUAUAUAGAAAGUAAUGUAUUUGAUUUUCUCUAUCUUGAAUGUCAACACUGUCGCAUGUACAUCAUUUUAUCCGAAGCAAGACGAAGAGAGUAGUAUAUUUAAAUGUUAAAUACUGGUAAGGGCAUCAUGUGGCCUUUCCACUGGAUCUAGAGACUGAUAUUGUUUAGACAAAAGAAACAGAUCAAUUGCAUUUGAAUUUGUAUUUGACGACUAUAUAUGCUCGAUCUAAUUUUUCACGAGGAUAUCGAAUCAUAUGUAAUUGAAAUUUCAAUCUUUCUUACGAGAUUGUUACACGAGAAUAAAUUUGGUAAUUUAUAUAUAUAUAUAUAUAUAAUAAUUCAAAAACGAUCUCGAUUUUGUACUUGUUUGUCCAUAUUCAAAUUAGAGAUUCGAGCAGAUAUAGGUAUAUAUCCUUUCUAUUGUAUUUGAAAUAAUAAAUUUCAAAGGAUUUUUAAAUAAAACGAAAACAAGCAAAAAAUUUACAUCGACGUAUUUCACGAUACAUUGAAAUCGAAUUCUGGUCGGGAGACGCUGCGUGUUUCAACUUGAUUGUAACGUAUAGAUGUUCCAGUCUUUAGUGGAGCUAUCACGAAUGCAAUAAUGCUCUAUCAUCGUUGUGCUUUCGAUAGUUCAAAGCAAAAUAUGUAUACUCAAUAUGCUAGUUGGUUUAUGUAAGGCUAUCGAUCCUUUAACGUUUUUUCGACCAUUCGUUGCCACGAAUAAAUAUAUAGGCUUUAUAUUAAGGCUCCCGAAUUGAAGUAUUUCGAUCUUCGAGUUAAAUUUUUUGUCUAUAGCCUAUAAAUAUUCGUCGUCAUAAUUAUCAAAGUAGCAACUCAUAACGCUAGUUCUAUUUUUAUUACUCUUAUCGAAUAACUAUUUUUACUGCUUGCAAUUAGUAAAAUCGUGUGACAGCUUUAGCAUAUCUUUUAAGUAUGGAUUAUAAUACGUACUAUGGUUCCACAUACUUUCCUUUUUGUAUUAUUUCGAGUUUCUUUUUUCGAACACUGCGUCUCUCGGCUUGGAGACAAGUUUCCAUGAAAAGAUAGUUUCAUUCUUUCUAUAAUUCGUAAAAUAUGAAGUAAAUCCUUCUCGUUCGGUUUGACUUGCCUACUUUUGAAAAUUUGUUUCGUUGUGGCUCCGUUCAAAUGAAAUUUUAAUAAAUCUGUGAUAUAGUGACGAACCUCAUGUUUUUUGAUACAGAGUUUGAGUAUUGCGCGGGGCUACCAACGAAAUUAACGUGUCAGAAAUUGCUUAAUAACCAUUUAUAAAUGUUAAAAAAUGAAACAGUCGUCACACCAAAUAGAUGGAUAUUUUUUAAUGCAUUUAGGCUUUCGUCAAGAUCAUACACACCGCGCGUCAACAUGGUUCACUCGUACCUAAAGUAAAAACGGAUCAAUAUAUCGUCAUUGUUUACGUACCAAAGCUUAUUAUCAUUAAGUAAUUUAAUGGUUACUUUGUAUCAUUGUAUUAAGUACCAUAAGCCUAUGCAGAUAAAUAUAUUAUGUAUCAUAUUAA
Bombus terrestris (buff-tailed bumblebee) is the source of this 6457-nucleotide messenger RNA. RefSeq names its product tyrosine-protein kinase Src64B (gene Src64B). Lineage: Eukaryota; Metazoa; Arthropoda; Insecta; Hymenoptera; Apidae. The record is from RefSeq and is a predicted model, not a curated record. Bases 476 to 2101 code for a protein of 541 amino acids. Gene Ontology annotation, cellular component: extrinsic component of cytoplasmic side of plasma membrane. Gene Ontology annotation, molecular function: ATP binding; signaling receptor binding; non-membrane spanning protein tyrosine kinase activity. Gene Ontology annotation, biological process: cell differentiation; innate immune response; protein phosphorylation. The transcript has 8 exons.